AUGGCUGAAGAAAUGAAAAAGAACCCAGAAAAAGAAAUAAAAAGUGUAGAAGAGAGCAAAAAAAGGUUUAAAUUUAAUGCAGAAGCGCCAGAAUUUAUACCUAGAUCAUAUAGUCUUAAUAGUAGUUUUAAUUAUAAUAAUAAUAAUAAUAAUAAUAAUAAUAAUAAUAAUCAAAUGGGUUUAUCAACGGGUUAUUUUUACCCUUGUGUGCAAUUUUUACAAGAUGGAGGAGAUCCUCUUCUUAGAACUAAGUCCGCAGAUUGGUUUUAUGUUGAUCAAUCUCUCUCUUCUUCGUCUUUUAGUAGUAGUACUACUAGUAAUAAUAUAGUGACAACGAAUAAUAAUCAUAAUCAUAAUCAUAAUCAUCGUCAUCGUCGUAAUGGUAAUAAUAAUAGUAAUAAUAAUAAUAAGGAUGUUAAUGCAGUUCAUCCACGAAACUCGUUCGCUGAUGAUCUCAAACAAAAUAUCAUCAAACAGGUAGAAUACCUAUUCAGUGACUUGAGUUUGAUGGCAAAUGAUACAAUGGCCAAAAAUGUCAGUAAAGAUCCUGAAGGUUAUGUUCCUAUUGCUGUCAUUGCAUCUAUGAAGAAGAUUAAAGCUUUGAUUACUGAUCACCAUUUGCUCGUCCAAGCACUUCGCUCUUCUUCGAAACUUGUUGUCAAUAAGGAUAAUAAGAAGGUCAAAAGAAAGAGCCCUUUUACAGAGAAUUACAAAGAUGAACUCCAGUGUCGUACUGUAAUGGUGGAGAAUUUGCCUGAUGAUCAUUCUUACCAGAACCUUGAGAAAAUCUUUAGUGUAGUUGGCAGUGUGAAGGCCAUUAGGUUAUGCCACCCCUCAGAAGCUAAUCCUUCUCGUGCCAAAAGUGAAUCUGUUACUUCUAAUAAGCUUCAUGCACUUGUGGAGUAUGAGAAUUCUGAAACUGCUGAGAAAGCGGCUGAAAAGUUGAAUGAUGAGAGGACAUGGAGGAAAGGGAUGCGAGUUAGGGUCAUGCUAAGACGCUCGCCAAAGUCUGUUUUAAAGAGCAAGAAAUCUGAUUUUGAUAUGUUUACUGAUGAUGAAGAACCGAUAUAUUAUGAUUCACCCAAAGAAACAUCCCCUCAUUCAGAUGGUCCAGAAGUAAUUGCAGAUAACAAUGGUGAAGAAUCUCCAAGUUCAUCAAGAAAAGCAUCAGGACGUGGGCGUGUUAAGACCAAAGGACGUGCUCAAAAUCACAAUGACCAUGGCUUACAUUCUUCUCCCACACACUCAAUAGGUGCCUUGCAGUUUGAUACAUCACUGACCAAGAACAUCAUCAAUAAGGGGCCUCGAAUGCCUGAUGGCACUCGAGGCUUCACCAUGGGACGCGGAAAACCAAUUUCAACUCCAUCUACUCCAAGCACACUUACAGGGUGA
This is a messenger RNA of Amaranthus tricolor (Joseph's coat), 1392 nucleotides long. Its product is annotated as la-related protein 6C. The transcript has 11 exons. The record is from RefSeq and is a predicted model, not a curated record. NCBI's taxonomy places the organism in Eukaryota, Viridiplantae, Streptophyta, Magnoliopsida, Caryophyllales, Amaranthaceae. Bases 1 to 1392 code for a protein of 463 amino acids. Gene Ontology annotation, cellular component: nucleus. Gene Ontology annotation, biological process: RNA processing. Gene Ontology annotation, molecular function: mRNA binding.